Messenger RNA from Aspergillus steynii IBT 23096, 1569 nucleotides. It is a transcript of the gene aglA, whose product is annotated as putative alpha-galactosidase. The record is from RefSeq and is a predicted model, not a curated record. NCBI's taxonomy places the organism in Eukaryota, Fungi, Ascomycota, Eurotiomycetes, Eurotiales, Aspergillaceae. Gene Ontology annotation, biological process: carbohydrate metabolic process. Gene Ontology annotation, molecular function: hydrolase activity, hydrolyzing O-glycosyl compounds. The transcript has a single exon. The coding region runs from base 1 to 1569 and encodes 522 amino acids.
AUGACGCCCCUCGGAAUCCUCGCCUCCUCCCCCCCCCUCCUCCCUACACCCCCCAUGGGCUUCAACAACUGGUCCCGGUUCAUGUGCGAUCUCAACGAAACGCUCUUCACCCAGACCGCCGACGCCAUGAGCUCCAACGGCCUCCUCGCCGCCGGCUACAACUGGAUCAACCUCGACGACUGCUGGAUGACGCAGGCCCGCGCGCCCGACGGCUCCCUGCAAUGGAACAGCACGCUCUUCCCGCACGGGAUCCCGUGGCUCGGCGAAUACGUCAAGGCGCGAGGCUUCCGGUUCGGCAUCUACGAAGACGCCGGCAAUCUGACGUGCGGCGGAUACCCGGGGUCACUGGGGCACGAGGCGUUGGACGCGCAGACCUUCGCAGACUGGGGCGUCGAGUACCUCAAGCUGGACGGCUGCAACGUGUUUCCCGCGGGGACCGACGGCCGCACCACGCUGCAGGAGGAGUACAAGCACCUCUACGGGCUCUGGCACGACGUGCUGUCCGGGAUGGACCCGCCGCUCGUUUUCUCGGAAUCGGCGCCGGCGUAUUUCGCGCACAACCCGACCCUCUCGGACUGGUACACCGUCAUGUCGUGGGUGCCGGUGUACGGGGACCUGGCGCGGCACUCGACGGAUAUCCUGGUGUAUGUGGGGAACGGCAGCGCGUGGGAUAGCGUGAUGGAGAACUACGAGUUCAAUACGCGGCUGGCGAGGUACCAGCGUCCUGGAUACUACAAUGAUCCGGAUUUUCUGAUCGCGGAUCAUCGCGGGUUGACGCUGGAUGAGAAACGGUCGCAGUUUGCGCUGUGGGCGUCGUUUGGUGCGCCGUUGAUUAUAAGCGCCUAUGUGCCGGAGUUGAAGGGCGAGGAGCUGGCGUAUUUGACGAAUCGAGGGAUGAUUGAGAUCGAUCAGGACGGGAUGGCGCAGCAGGCGACAUUGGCGAGUCGGGAUGGGGUGGUGGAUGUGUUGACGAGGAGUUUGGAGGGGGGAGAUCGCGUGGUGACGGUGUUGAAUCGGGGGGAUGGCGUGGUUUGUGCGAAGGUGCCGGUCAGCUGGUUGGGUUUGGAGAGAGACUGUGAGUAUGAUGGGAUUAGGGUAUGGGAUGGAGCAGAGGUAAGAGUGCAGGGGGCGGUCGAGGUGGAAUUGGCGGUGCACGCGACGGAAGUUUAUAGAUUGCGGCUGCCGGAGGACUGCAGAGAGGUCAUUCCGACGGGCAUUGUGUUUAACACGGCAUCGGGGAAGUGUCUGACUGGCAAUCAGCAUGGGAAGGUGAAGUUCGAAGCGUGCCGGGGAAGCGAGGCUCAGAUCUGGCAAGUUCAUGCGUCUGGACAAUUGCGGCCGCUUGCGCAGUUGGAGAGGUGCUUGAGUAGUAACGGGAGUGCCCUGUUGCUCGAGCCAUGCAGACAUGGAGAUCGUCAGAAAUGGUCAUAUGGAAUUUCGGGGAACCUUAAGAACGUGCAGACCGGAGAUUGCUUGACGCAGGGAACGGGAAUGGCGAAAUGUGGUGCUGAAAUGGACGGACAGGUCUUCGGGUUGCCGAGUGGCGUAGAGGUGAAGAACGGAGAAUAG